This is a messenger RNA of Adineta ricciae, 2760 nucleotides long. Lineage: Eukaryota; Metazoa; Rotifera; Eurotatoria; Adinetida; Adinetidae. The record is from the annotation of a GenBank genome assembly.
AUGCAUCUAAUAUCACGCAAUUUUCAUCAAGCGACUAAUCGUGCAGUUCAAAGAGGAGCGUCUUUUAUAUGGAAAAAGCGGAAAUUUCGAUUCGAAAAGAAAUUUGCUCAAUUUAAACUCGAUCACAAUAUGACCAAUGAAACCUUUCGUCAAUUAUCAGAUUUGAUUAUGAACAAAACAAUUGUUCGACACAAAUGGAAGUUUUACGAUAGCUUCUAUUUUUCAACCGUUGUCUUAGCUUUGAUUGGUUACGGUCAUCGAACAUUAAUCACAUCACGGGCGAAGAUUUUUUGUAUUUUUUAUGCUAUGCUGGGCAUUCCAAUGUGGCUAAUCACGUUUCAAUCGACAGGUGAACGAAUCAAUUCCCUGCUGAGUUAUUUACUCGCUCGAUUAAAACGGUUACUACACAUGAAACAGACGAGAAUCACAGAUGGAGAACUGCUCGUCAUGGAAUUUUUAUUAUCUAUAGUGAUAUUAGUCGUUGGUGCGUGCGUCUUUUCCAAGUAUGAGAAGUGGUCAUUUUUCGAUUCGUUUUAUUAUGGUUUUAUCACAUUGACCACGAUUGGUUUCGGUGAUUUUGUUGUUUUACAAGGAAAUCAUCGCAAUAAAAAUUUUGUUUACAAUGCCGAAUAUUUCUUCUUCUGUAUGGCGUUCAUUUUCCUUGGCUUGACAAUUCUGGCUUCGUCGAUGAAUCUACUUGUUAUUCGUAUUGUUGCAUUUUAUUCUCAAGAACGUUUAUUAGAAAAACUUCGGCAGGAGGAAGCUGCGAAUCAAGCUGUUUUACUUAAAGGCGAUGUUAUCUGUUCGACAAACACAGGCAAACCACGACCAUUGACUCCCGUCAUGCCGGAAAUGACAGCUAGUCAACAACAACAGCAACAAUUAUUAUUGAAUUCAAGUCAAACAUCGAUUUGUUCAUGUACAUGUAUGGAAGCGUUCGGAGAAUGGAGACAAACGAGGAAGAAACGUGCUAAAUGGAAACAACAACGAAGUAAACGGAAUCGAAUUGCGAAGAUCUCCGAUUCGAAUUCUUCUCUCGAUGCAAUUUAUAUGAUGAGACGAUACCUAACUAUGUGUGGAAUUUGGUGCAUUUUCGGUUCAACUGUUGACACACAUCAACAAAUCCCCGGUUGUUUUAACAUUGCUCAUCGUGGGCCCGAUUGUUUCCGUUUCGAGAAUGUUAAUCACUUUUCUCGAUGUGUGUUCGGCUUUCAUCGACUAGCAAUCGUUGACGAUAUCUACGGCAUGCAACCAAUGCGUAUCCAUGCGUUACCACAUAUAUGGAUGACUUACAAUGGCGAAAUCUACAACUUUCGUCAGACACAAAAGAAAUUUGGUUAUGAAUUUGAAACAUCUUGCGAUGGAGAGAUUUUAAUUCAUUUGUAUAAUGAUAAAGGCGCACGUUUUAUGUGUGAACAACUUUAUGGUGUUUUUGCUUUUGUUUUAUUCGAUGCAAAAGAACGAAAAGUCUUCGUUGGUCGAGAUACAUUUGGUGUUCGACCAUCGUUUCGAAUUUUUACCGAUUGUGGAUUUUUAGCCGUGUCAUCUGAAGCAAAAGGUCUCGAAGGCGUUACAGUAGCAUCUAAAACUGCCUUAAAAAUAACUCCUCUUGAACCGGGUACCUAUGAAGAAUAUAAAUUGGAUGAAAAUGAAAAGGUUGAAUUCGUUAAAAAAGAACGGUUUCAUUCCAUUGGAAAUUUCCCCAAAUAUGAUGUUAAUGUUACAGUAACAGAUGACAUUUCGUCAAACAUUCGUUCAUAUCUGAUCAACGCUGUUCGAAUGCGUUUAAUGUCUCACAGACGUAUUGGUUGUAUGCUUUCUGGUGGUCUGGAUUCAAGUUUAAUUGCUGCAUUGACCGUUCAAGAAGCUCGAAAACAAGGUAUUACGUAUCCAAUUCAAACGUUUUCAAUUGGCAUGGAUGAAAGUAGUCCUGAUCUGGUUGCAGCACGAAAGGUUGCUCAACAUCUUGGCACUGAACAUCAUGAAAUUCGUUUCACCUCACAAGAUGCGAUUGACCAUUUGAGAAAAGUCAUUCGAGCAUUGGAAUCCUAUGAUAUCACAACGAUUCGUGCAUCAAUUGGAAUGUACUUCGUUUCGAAAUAUAUUCAAGAAAAAACCGAUACUGUUGUUAUCCUAUCCGGUGAAGGUGCGGAUGAAGUUUGUCAAGGUUAUAUUUACUUCUAUCGGCAACCAACGCCAGAAGAAGGUGAUCAGGAGAGUCGUCGACUUUGCAAUGAUUUGUUUUAUUACGAUGUGCUUCGUGCUGAUCGAACAACAGCUGCACAUGGAUUGGAAUUACGAGUACCGUUUCUCGAUCAUGCAUUCACGUCAUAUUAUUUUUCGUUACCAGCGAAAGAACGAAUGCCCACAAAAGAACGAGCAGAAAAAUAUAUUCUCAGAAAAGCAUUUGAUGGCCUCAACUUGAUUCCACAGGAAAUUCUUUGGCGACCGAAAGAAGCUUUUUCGGAUGGAGUUGCUGCUAAGAAGAAAUCACUCUUUGAAUACAUGCAAGAGUAUGCGGAAACAAAAGUAUCGGACAGUGAUCUUCAACAAGCAUCAACGUUGUAUCCAUUCAACACACCUAAAACGAAAGAAUCUUUUCUUUACCGCUCGAUCUUCGAAGAAUUUUUUCCCGGUCAUGAACAUCUGACACCCUACAUGUGGCUCCCUAAAUGGUGUGGUGAACAAACUGAUCCAUCAGCACGUGUUUUGAAACAUUACAAAGAGCAGCAAGGUGAUGAACAGAAAUCUCAUGGAUAA